GUCUCUCGAUACCCCGCAAUACCCGACAACUAGUAUUCUACCAUGUCCGAUGCCAACUUCGCCCCCGCCUCCGCCUCCGAUUCCAACAUUCUUAGUCUCGUUCUCACUCCCAACAAUCCAGUUAAUACUACACUUGUUACCGAAGAGGGCAAGGCGUACUAUACUGUAUUCACGGAGCAUACGAACAAAGCAUCAUUUACUCAAGUGCGGGAUGUCAACGAGGAAAUUAUAGGAUCUCUGGAAUGGAGGGAUACUCUCCCUGAUAAGGUUACCUAUGGACGUAACAAGACUGUGUCAAUAUGGGAUUGGAUGAAGAAGAGUAUCAUCCCAUUUAAGGCUGACAUCUCGUUCUCUGACGAUCAGAAACGAUCAUAUAAGUGGAAAGGCAAUUCUGCUGGACGUAGUCUCGAGCUUUGGACCUCGGACUCGAUAGCUCCAAUCGCACUCUUCCACGCACCUCGUCGUCUUCCCAAUCCGGAAGACAAAUCACUGCCUCCGAUUUGGACGAAGGCGAAGCUCAUACUCAAUACUCGAGCACAAGAGAUCCAGGAUCUCGUUGUAACGAGUUUCCUGUUCUUGGAGAAGAACAGGCGGAUGAACGAAACUACGAGUCAGAAUGCAGCGGAUUUUCGUGGUUUCCUCCACUCAGUAGGCCCAGUCCUUUAGGAGAUUACAAGGUUAGGAAUCUCGGGGUUGGCAGAUUGUGCUACACGCUUUCUCUAUACCGUACCAUAUUUUACGAGCCAUAUGGAAGCCAAAAGGUGAUAAGUACAUAGUAACAGAGCGCUUGGCGCCGUGGUAGCGUG
This is a messenger RNA of Somion occarium, 806 nucleotides long. NCBI's taxonomy places the organism in Eukaryota, Fungi, Basidiomycota, Agaricomycetes, Polyporales, Cerrenaceae. The record is from the annotation of a GenBank genome assembly.